CUCUCCGUCCCCACUCCCCCUUUCCCCUUCCUUCCUUCACCGACACCCACCCUUUCCCCUUCCCUCCUUCACCGACACCCACCCUUCCCCUUCCCAUUAUUUUCCCGCUUUCUUCUCCAUUCCCAUUUCACCAUUCUUCCUCUGAGCGCCAUGGAUUCCCCCUCCAAUGGCGUCUCUCUCUUUUGCCUCUUUCUCACUCUUCUCUCCCUUUCCCCCUUCUCCUCCGCCGCCCUUCGCCGUAACCCACUUCCCAAAUCCCCUUCAUCCACCUCCACCGCCGCUUCUCAGAUCAAUUCCAACUCCAUCCUCGUUGCCCUUCUUGAUUCCCACUACACCGAACUUGCAGAGCUCGUCGAGAAAGCCCUCUUGCUCCAAACCCUUGAGGACGCCGUUGGGAAAUAUAAUCUCACUAUCUUUGCACCGAGGAAUGAAGCUCUGGAACGGGAAUUGGACCCUGAGUUUAAGCGAUUCCUUCUUGAACCACGGAAUUUGAAAUCGCUUCAAACCCUUUUGAUGUCCCACAUUGUUCCUAAACGAGUUGGGUUUAAUCAGUGGUUUGAACGGAAUCGUGGUUCGAGUCCGAUUCGACAUCGGACAUUGGGGGAUUCCCAUUUGGAUUUGAAGAAUUCUGAUUCCGGUAAGAUAAUUGUUGGUUCGGCUGAGAUUGUUCGUCCCGAUGAUGUUGUUCGUCCUGAUGGUGUAAUCCAUGGAAUCGAACGGCUGUUGAUUCCCCGUUCUGUGCAAGAGGAUUUCAACCGUCGGAGAAAUUUGCAAUCGAUUUCCGCCGUUUUGCCGGAAGGUGCACCGGAAGUCGACCCACGAACUCACCGGUUGAAGAAGCCAGCUCCACCAGUCCCCGCCGGAGCAUCUCCCGUUUUACCAAUCUACGACGCUUUAGCUCCAGGCCCUUCUAUCGCUCCGGCGCCGGCUCCUGGCCCCGGAGGACCCCACCACCACUUCGACGGGGAGCGGCAAGUCAAGGAUUUCAUCCAAACGUUGCUACAUUACGGCGGCUACAACGAGAUGGCUGACAUUUUAGUGAAUUUGACGUCUCUAGCUACAGAGAUGGGGAGAUUAGUCUCUGAAGGCUAUGUUCUUACAGUUCUCGCUCCAAAUGACGAAGCGAUGGCGAAGCUUACGACCGAUCAACUGAGCGAACCCGGGGCGCCAGAGCAGAUCAUAUACUACCAUGUAAUCCCAGAGUACCAAACAGAGGAGAGUAUGUACAAUGCGGUUCGGCGAUUUGGGAAAGUUCGAUACCAAACGCUUCGGCUGCCACACGCCGUCACGGCGCAGGAGGCCGAUGGGUCGGUGAAAUUCGGGCAGGGAGAAGGCUCUGCUUAUCUGUUUGAUCCUGAUAUAUACACAGAUGGUCGGAUUUCAGUGCAGGGGAUUGAUGGAGUUCUGUUUCCCUUGGAGGAGGACAAAGCUUCAGAGAAGAAAUCAAAUUCAGCUCUUAAAGUUGCCACUAAACCAAGAAGAGGGAAGCUGAUGGAACUUACUUGUAGUAUGCUUGGAGCCUUUGGACAGGACUCUCAUUUCUCUUCAUGCCAAUGAAAAAUAAAGCUACCCAACUUCAUACCCAAAACAAGAAAAAUAAAGUCAAAAGGAUAAUCAUUUACACGGGUGCUAUAAAAUGGGGCUGUGUGUAAAGAUGAUUGGGGAGCAAGAAAAAUCUAGAAAUUUUCUCGAGAAAAUCCGCAGAGGAUAAAUUUGAGUUUUUUUUCUUUUUACAAUGUUAGGAAUACACUGUAAUUACAUAUUUUUUUUUCUUUUUUUUAAAUUUUUAUUUUUUUGGGGUUAAUAUUUUUCUGUCCAUUAUUUAUGCAUGUUUGAUUCACUGCCAAUGUAUGCAUUGAAAAUAUCAUUGUAAAAAACUGUCUGCCUUUCUAUGUCUUCCUCUCUUUACCAAUA
This is a messenger RNA of Benincasa hispida (wax gourd), 1914 nucleotides long. RefSeq names its product fasciclin-like arabinogalactan protein 15. Lineage: Eukaryota; Viridiplantae; Streptophyta; Magnoliopsida; Cucurbitales; Cucurbitaceae. The record is from RefSeq and is a predicted model, not a curated record.